Molecule: messenger RNA, 1713 nt
Organism: Eucalyptus grandis
Lineage: Eukaryota; Viridiplantae; Streptophyta; Magnoliopsida; Myrtales; Myrtaceae
Product: basic salivary proline-rich protein 4
Exons: 3
Coding region: 32-1453 (473 amino acids)
Source: RefSeq, a predicted model, not a curated record
CCAUCAGCUUAUACAUCCUCUUCUAGCCAAAAUGAAGCAAACCAUGUCUUCUAAGUACUUGCUAGUGUUGCUCCUAGGAGCCGCGCUUUUUGCCGCCACCGUCUUCUGCGACCUCACGCCAACGAAAGGGCACAAACCUCCCCACAAGCACCCCCCUGUCGGGGGUCGCCGCCUCCUCGAGAACGUCCAAGUUGACGACUCACAAAAGCCCUUCCCCAAACCCAAGCCCCCGCACCACCCUCCUGAGCACAUCCUCGUUGAAGAGGCCGAACAGGAGGACUCCCACAAGAAGCCGUUCCCCGGCAAGAAACCGCCCCACCACCCUGGCCACAUGCUCGCCGAGGAAGUGGAAGAGGACACGAAGCCGCCGAAGAAGGGGAAGGGAGGCAAGCCACCACACGAGGGGCACAUUCUCGCAGAGGAGGUGGAAGAGGACGCGAAGCCGCAGAAGAAAGGGAAGGGAGGCAAGCCACCGCAUGAGGGGCACAUUCUCGCAGAGGAGGCGGAAGAGGACGCGAAGCCGCCGAAGAAAGGGAAGGGAGGCAAGCCACCGCACGAGGGACACAUUCUGGCAGAGGAGGUGGAAGAGGACGCGAAGCCGCCCAAGAAAGGGAAGGGGGGCAAACCACCACACAAGGGGCACAUUCUAGCAGAGGAGGUGGAAGAGGACGCGAAGCCACCCAAGAAAGGGAAGGGAGGCAAGCCACCGCAUGAGGGGCACAUUCUCGUAGAGGAGGUGGAAGAGGACGCAAAGCCGCCGAAGAAGGGGAAGGGAGGCAAGCCACCGCACGAGGGGCACAUUCUCGCAGAGGAGGUGGAAGAGGACGCGAAGCCGCCAAAGAAAAAGGGGGGCAAGCCACCGCACGAGGGGCACAUUCUCGCAGAGGAGGUGGAAGAGGACGCAAAGCUGCCGAAGAAGGGGAAGGGAGGCAAGCCACCGCACGAGGGGCAUAUUCUCGCAGAGGAGGUGGAAGAGGACGCGAAGCCGCCGAAGAAAGGGAAGGGAGACAAGCCACCGCACGAGGGGCACAUUCUCGCAGAAGAGGUGGAAGAGGACACUAAGCCGCCAAAGAAGGGGAAGGGAGGCAAGCCACCGCACGAGGGGCACAUUCUCGUAGAGAAGGUGGAAGAGGAUGUGAAGCCGCCGAAGAAAGGGAAGGGAGGCAAACCACCGCAUGAGGGGCACAUUCUCGCAGAGGAGGUGGAAGAGGACGUGAAGCCGCCGAAGAAAGGGAAGGGAGGCAAGCCACCGCAUGAGGGGCACAUUCUCGCAGAAGAGGUGGAAGAGGACACUAAGCCGCCAAAGAAGGGGAAGGGAGGCAAGCCACCGCACGAGGGGCACAUUCUCGUAGAGGAGGUGGAAGGCCCUGAGAACGAGCCACCGAAGAAAGGGGAGGAGCCAAAGAAGGGGAAGGGAGAGAAGCCGCCGCACAAGCCUCCGACCGAGAGCUGAGUGUGCCGUAGAUGAUGUGUCCCUGCAUGUGCUCAUUAUGCAUUAGGAAUAAGAGCCACGCUGAUCCGAUUAUAUGUACACUAUCAGUGCGAUUUCUCAAGUCUUACUGAAUGGACAGUCUUGUAUCGCUACUCUCUCGUUCUCUGGCUCGUCUUUUAGUUAUGUUCUGUUUUGGAGUUGGCUCUUUGGCUUUGUGUCGGUUGUACUAGACCUUGGACGAUGUAGAUUAUUGCGUGUAAUCCUAUGCUUCUCCAAUGUUA